Molecule: messenger RNA, 1267 nt
Organism: Tachysurus vachellii
Lineage: Eukaryota; Metazoa; Chordata; Actinopteri; Siluriformes; Bagridae
Exons: 7
Coding region: 138-1106 (322 amino acids)
Source: RefSeq, a predicted model, not a curated record
GAAAUCUUGACGAGUUUCCUUUUUAGGUGCAUCAAGUACAGAGGAAAAUCAACUCAGUUCUUACUGCGUCUCCUGUCAGCCACAAGACUAUUUAGCAGUGCAGGUGUUUGCUCUCUCAAACUAUCUUUCCUGUCACAAUGAGGAGCUUCUUACACAUAGUCACCUUCAUCAUCCUGAACUUCACAGCAGACUGUGGAGCUCGGGCUCAUGUGGUUUACAAGUCAAUAGGAGAAAAAGCACAUCUCCUAUUGAAAGACCACCGGAAUAUAACAACAAUCAGAUGGAGGAAGGAUUCUAAACUGAUCGCAAUUUUAGAAAACAAAAAGCCGGAUACGAAGUAUCCAGAAAAAUAUCAUAUACAUGUUUCUGACAACUCUUUGUUUAUCCAUAAUUUGACGGUGAACGACACUGGAGAUUAUAAAGCUCAAAUUGGACAAUGGGAGGAAGAAGUAAUCCAGUACAAACUGAUAGUACAGGAACCCGUAUCAAUACCAACAAUCGAUGUCAAGCAUGAUCACCUAAACACUUCAUCUGUUUGCCACAUCUUGGUAAAAUGUUCUGCUGAUGGUGACUCAGUGACGUAUGACUGUGAUUCCCAGCACUGCACUCUGAAAAAUGCCACAUCCAAAAGGGUGAACUUUACUAUCAACUACAUAGACCCUGGGGUGUUGGAAUGCACAGCCAGCAACCGUGUGAGCAUGAAACAGUCAUCAAAACACAUGAUUAAAGCAUGUACGGAAAAAUUAUUAACACCCUCCAAAUCAUUUAGCUAUAUUUACAUUUUAAUAAUAACAAUAUGUUGCACACUGGUGUUUGUUGUCCUGGUGAGCUGCUCUAUCAAACUUUCUUACAAUUCCAGAAAGAAAGAACAGAACGAAGUCACAUAUCGAGAUGAUAAGAGUGUAAGCACUGUCUAUAGUGUGGUCUGCAAGCAACCAAGAACUGAUACUCCAGCUGAAAACAACGCUGCAGAAAAUGCAGAAACAUCAGUUUACGACGUUCCUUCAAAAUGUGCCAGGGUAUCCCGAUGUGACAACGAUGACAGCAUACAAAAUGAUGACACACAUACAGUUUACUGGAAACUGGGGCAGACACUUGAAGCUUGAAAUAAUCUGUUCCUGGAAAUAUAUAUAAUUAUGUUAUUAUAUUAUUGUAAUUUUUGCUAAAUAAGAUAAUAUAUCCUGGCCAUAUAUAAAGAACAAAGCAUUAUGUAGCCUUGAAAACAGAUAAAGUACUAUUAUUUGGUCUAUAUGUAAUCGUGUCACAC